AGCCAGGGGAGCCCCGCCCUGCAGCGGAGCCCCGCCCUGCAGGUGAGCAGGGCAUGGUGGAGCUGGUGGAGACCCAGGAAGCUGCAGAUGAACCAUGUUUCCGCUGCUGCUGGCUGCUGCGGUGCUGGGAGGAUACAUCUUCCUCACACAGACGAUCUUCCGAAGGGCCAAAUGUCGAGGAAACGCAGCGAUGGCCGGAAAGACCGUCAUCAUCACAGGAGGAAACACCGGCAUCGGUAAAGCCACGGCGCUGCACCUGGCCAGGAAGGGAGCCCGAGUGAUCCUGGCCUGUCGAAACCGGCACAAGGCCGAAGCUGCUAUCGCUGAAAUACAACAGGAGACAGGAAGUACUGACGUUCUCUACAUGCUGUUGGACCUGGCCAGUCUCAAGUCCGUCCGCUGCUUCGCAGAAACGUUCCUGAAAACUGAGCGUCGGCUUGAUCUGCUCAUCAACAACGCUGGUUUGGUCGCUGACGGACGGACGGAGGACGGCUUCGGCAUCGAGUUCGGAGUGAACCACCUGGGUCACUUCCUGUUGACCUGCCUGCUGCUGGAGAGGAUGAAGGAGGCCGGGGGCGGGCGGGUGGUCACCCUGUCCUCCAUGGCUCACCGCUGGGGACACAUCGACUUCGAGGCUCUGGCGGCGGACAAACAUCUGGGCACCGGCGGGUACAGCUGGCAGUUCUUCAUGGCGUACUGCAACAGUAAACUCUGCAACGUCCUCUUCACCCACGAGCUCGCCAAGAGGCUGAAAGGAACCAACGUCACCUGCUACAGCGUCCACCCUGGUGUCGUCCGCACUGAGCUGUCCAGAUACGUCAGCCUGUGGCAGAAGAUUUUCAUCGAGCCCAUUGCUCGGCUGCUGUUCCUCGACCCGGAGGCCGGAGCUCAGACCACGCUGCACUGCGCCCUGCAGGAGGGAAUCGAACCUCUGAGCGGACGUUACUUCUUCUGCUGCGGCGUACAGGAAGUGUGCGCCCGGGCCAGAGAUGACGCGGUGGCCCGUAAACUGUGGGAGGUCAGCGAGAGGCUCAGUGGACUCUCUUAAUGUCUGGACUGUUCAGUGACCAUGAGCUGUCCCUGUGUCUGUUCCACUGUGAAUACAUUCAUCACAACCUUC
This is a messenger RNA of Hippoglossus stenolepis (Pacific halibut), 1120 nucleotides long. RefSeq names its product dehydrogenase/reductase SDR family member 13. The record is from RefSeq and is a predicted model, not a curated record. Bases 95 to 1048 code for a protein of 317 amino acids. The transcript is spliced from 6 exons. NCBI's taxonomy places the organism in Eukaryota, Metazoa, Chordata, Actinopteri, Pleuronectiformes, Pleuronectidae.